Penaeus chinensis is the source of this 4767-nucleotide messenger RNA. Its product is annotated as mucin-17-like. The transcript has 4 exons. Bases 131 to 3088 code for a protein of 985 amino acids. NCBI's taxonomy places the organism in Eukaryota, Metazoa, Arthropoda, Malacostraca, Decapoda, Penaeidae. The record is from RefSeq and is a predicted model, not a curated record.
AUUUAUACAGAUGAUUUUAGAAUCACUUGCUGUACGUGUGUUAUAGAAGCGCUGAAAUUGUUAGUGGUUUUGAUUACAGUUUUAUAGAGAGAUGAUGGAAGCGGGAUGGUUAAUAUGACAGACACUGCUGAUGCUGCACCGGAAUGCCGCGGGCCUCGACCUCCCGGCGUGUGCGUCCCUGAGCUGCGCCUUCGCCGGUGACCAGGCGAUGGAAGCCGCCCCAGGGUGCGACGGCAGCAGCGCCUGCAGCACAGGCGGUGCCGGUUUCUACGGCGCCAACGUAGGCCGACUCAUGGACGAGCGGUGCUGCAAGGGCACGCAGGGGCCCGACUCGCACGCCCUCCUGAGCGGCGCGCCCCUCAGGAUCAUGAAGAGCCGCCUCGGCGAGGGCUGCUUCGACGUCACUCUCAACGACGGCUCAUCCGGGACAUUCGUGAAGGUGCCCGUGAAGGGCCCUCCGGCCAUCGCGCCCGCGCCCGUCGCCCUGCCCCCCGCUGAGGCUUGCGAGCCCCCCGAGAAGGCGCCCUCCAAGCCGCUCCUUCGAGAGAAAAUGAGCCCCGGGAAGGACGCAGUCGAGCCCGAGAGGCCCAGCAAGCCCGCCCCCGCGAAGGCGAGCGCGCGCGUGAUGCGGGCGGGCGGGCGGCACCAGCUCAUCGACAUCCACGGCCUCGCGGUUUUCCUGAGGCAGUCGACGCGGUGCUUGUCCUGCCAGGCGGCCUGCUGCCUCUACGUCACCGGGACCAUCUCUGCGCACCUGGCGGCCGUCACGCAGGUGAAAAUAACGUGCCAGAAGUGCCACUACACGGCGUCCCAGGCCCUCGCCCGCCCGCCCUCCUCCGCGGACGACAUCGGCCUCCCUCCGCCCACGCAGCCCACCCCCGCCACCCCGCCCAACCCACCCCCACUCCCUGACCUGCCCCCCACCCUGGCGCCCCCUCACCACCCCUCCCCCUACAUGCUGCAGCCCCACCUGUUCCCCUCCGACCCGAUCCUCCCCGCGCGCCCCCCCGCCCCCUCGCUCGCCUCGCCCAAGGUCAAGUCUUCGCCUGCGUGGACGCCUUCGACUUCUACGAGCACCUCCCCUUCCGCCUCUUCUUCUUCUUCCUCUUCUUCGUCCUCUUCCUCCUCCUCCUCUUCCAACAGUCUUCACAGCCUCCUCACUCUGGACACGCUGCGCCCUCUGGAGGAAGUGUGGGUCAAGGAGGAGGGUCAGACGUCCCCACAGGAUCAAGGAACCCCUACUGCAAGUGGCGCGGGCGUAGACGCUGCUGCCUCCACCGCCCCCAGCACGCCCUUCCUGCCCUUGGACCUCCCGCUGCCCUCCGUCAACCUCGAGUGGCGAUCGCAGAGCCACCUGGGGACCGCUGGAGCCACCAAUAUCUCUGCGCCGAUGAGGCCUCUGCCCUACGCGCCGGACAAGAGGAACAACUCAGACCCCCCUGCUCCCCCCCUCGACACCCCGCCCCCAGGGACGCCCCCCAGGAAGGACCCUCCCGCGCUUGACGCCCGAGAGGGGUCAGUGGAAGCCUGCCCUGACUCGGCGCCCAAGUCGGGUGAAGCCUCGACGUCCCGCGUGUCUUCUCCUUCGUCCUCUUCGUCGUCGUCUUCGCCGUCCGUCAGCUCCAGUUCCUACACUUCGUCCUCUUCCUCGUCGGCGUUCCUUUCACCGGCGUCGUCGCCGCUGUUUCCGAAUCCGGCGUCGACGUUGCUGAAGCUCCUGUCGUCGUCGGUGUUUCCUCCGUCGCCUCUGCCCUACCCCUCCCCACUCUACUCCGGCCUCCUCCCCCAGCCCGUCCUGCCUGACCAAGCCCACGCGCUCGGGGCGCUCGAGAUCAAAAGGAAACUGGAGGCCGACCUUGAAGAGUCGCUGCGGCUUGUCAGGAAGAUGAUCUACAAGUGCUCCCCCGUCUCCUGUGAGAAGACGGGCCUCCCAAGGGGCGAAGGAGACUCCGAAGUGAAAUCGCUGCCUGAGGUCCCCGUCGACGAGUCCUCCUCGGCGACCAAACGCCAGGACGCCUUCGACAACAAGUCUUUAAUCAGUUCAUAUGAGAGAGUUUUCAGUCUGCUGGAUGGUAAAGCAUUUCCCGGCAUAGAGAACCUUGCUGGUGAAGGCGUUCCGCGGUGGUCUACUUCUGACGGUGCUCUUGAUCUCUCGAAGGACUUUCAGCGCUUGAACGAAUGUCUUAUGGAUAGCAGCUUUGGAUCGAGAACUAAGAAUAAGCGCUCAAAGGACCAGGGAUCUCAAAGGAAGCGAUUAAAAGGGGGCAGUGAAGGGAAUGAAAGGAAAAGACAGAAACACGGUUCAAAGAAAAAUGAACAUCAGCCACUGUCUUCAACUAAAUGUGUUACAGACAAAACUGCCCCUGGUUUCACAUCAUCUGACGUUCGUACUGGUAGCACACAGCAGGAAUUCGGCAGCACUAACAAGAUGGACCCUCGCGACUCUGCCAGACACAGUAGACAAAAAUCUAAACGCAGUUCGGGUGGGAGACGCGACCACAAACACUCAAGCAAACAUAAAGCAAAUGACGUGAAGGCGAGAAUUCUCGAUGACACAUCUCAGAAAAAAUCACGGAAGGAUAAACAAAGAUGGACAAAAACGAAACAGUUAAAGACUCUGGAAACCUGUCGUUGCUGCCAAGAUUCCACUACCAGUUCCGACACCUCAACACCACAGACGCACGAGGUAGAGCGCACAAGACUACACGAGAUGAAACCAGGCAGCUUCACCCUACCGAAGAAGUGCCUGAAGGAGACUCCCGGCAUCUCCUCAGUCCACGCAAACAGAAGUGCCAAAUCCUGUGCAAGUAAAUUCUCAACCAAACCAACUGGAAAACCCGAAAACGCACCGACGCAGCUACCGUACCUCCGUAACGACCGCAGCGACAGUUCAGCGGCACAGAAAACCCAGGUAGUCUGCAAGGAAGAAGACAGCAGUCCCAUGGCGGAGGGCGAGAGGGAACAGAAGCCCCAUUUGUCUGGAGACGGCGAUUCUGACAGGCCGUCUUGGAGAUUCCACGACUUGCUUUCCAGCGACUCCGACAGCGAUUCUGAGGCCGGCCACCUCAUGAUUGAUACGGAUAACUGACACGCGAAGUAUUAAACAUCCUUUACAUUUGACUAUUAAACUGAGUAAUGAAUACGUAACUGACCAGUGACUAAAGUGUAAAAUGUAAUAUGUAAUGAAACUAGUUACCAGAUGUAAACGAGAAUGUGAAUACGAACCACGGACAUGUGUUCCAUUGCCAAAAAGAAAAGGGGAAAGUAUCAUGAGUCAAUUUACUAUACUGAUCCUGGUGUAUUGUUCUAGAUAUAUCAAGCACUGACCUUUAUAGACGGUUAGUGAUGCUUAGGUUAGCAAGGACCUCGUUGUGUAGUACAGUCUAGAUAGAGAUACUAGUCAGCUUCUCUGUUUAUUAGUUUAGAAUCAUUCUGUUACUCAGUCUCUUGUGAUUGACACAGUCAUUCUACUUUUUUUGUUAUCUAGUACCUGCAAAACACACACACACACACACACACACACACACACACACACACACACACACACACACACACACACACACACACACACACACACACACACACACUCUGUCUCUCUCUCUCUCUUUUAAUAAAAAGAAAUGGGUCAGCCUAAGUCCAGUAGGCUGGGACCCUUCUCCUGGAUCAUCACCGCAUGGCAGCGACAGAUGUUUAAGCACUAAACAUGUAUUGCAUUGUAAGACUAUUAUGGCGAUGUGUAAAUUGCUCGUUACUUUAACAAUAUGCUUCAUUCUCUCAACGCAUUUUCUAGUGAUAAUCAACGAUAGAUUCCAGCCUGCUUGGUAUGAAAUGAAAAAGAAAAUGGUAAUGUACUAUAAAGGCUAGUUGUAAAAGUCAUAUGUGUAUUAGUACAAGUUUGAUUUAGUACCUGUGUCUGUUUUGAUGCAUAGAGUGUGUGAUUAACGACAAGGCAAUUACCUGUUAGCGGCCACAAAGUAUCUGUUAGUCAAACUACAGCUGGACACAUAAACAAGAAACUGUUUCACACACCAACACCCCCGGUAAAGUUAAUGCAAAGGUAAUGGUAUAUAUGACUAUGUGUGAGAGAUGCCUUCUUUUUGUGGGACCAGCAUUAAUGAAGAGACUAUGGUGGCUGCCAGAUGUGUCGCAUUCGUGACAUAGAUAAGUAAAUCACACUGUAUCACGUUGCUCUUAGUGGUAAAGCUUUAACUGUUGAAUAAAACUGAUCUGUUAUUCUGCACAUUGUACCAGUAUAUGUUACUUCUCUAUGUUCCCUCAUACCCAGAGAAAACAUUUAUUUAUACCAUCCUAUUAUGCAGCACAAAUUGUACUUUACACGGUCGUCUGAUAAUUUUCAAAACUGAAGAUAAAAGUCAAUAUCUAUAUAGACCAGUCAUAGAUACAAGAAGCUCAAUCGCAGCGCUAUCCAGUCAAGUGCAACAGAAACGGUCAUGAAAAAACAGGGAAGUUAAAGUAAAUAACUGUCAAAUCAAUUGCAUUUCAGUUUGUACAAAGCAAAUUGAUAUGCAAGUAUAACUAUAUCAUGGACAGAAUAACUAAAGAAAAAGGUAAUGAAAGAUAUUUAUCACAUUAUUUUCCUUGAUACGAUAAAUGAUCAAAUUGGCUCUCCUGUUACAUUAGUCAUUGUGGGUUACAGUAGUGGUGAAUAACAUUUUGACGCUAUGCCGUUGUACUCCACGAUGCUAAAUGCAUUAUAAUACAGCAAUAAAGAUCUUGUGAAAGUUGUAUAUUUAGCAAUUCAUUGUU